Molecule: messenger RNA, 1218 nt
Organism: Raphanus sativus (radish)
Lineage: Eukaryota; Viridiplantae; Streptophyta; Magnoliopsida; Brassicales; Brassicaceae
Product: putative F-box/kelch-repeat protein At3g17570
Exons: 1
Coding region: 1-1218 (405 amino acids)
Molecular function (GO): protein binding
Source: RefSeq, a predicted model, not a curated record
AUGAUAUUUACCGAUCUCCCACUGGAACUAGAAUCUGAAAUACUGGUUAGGGUUCCGGCCACAUCUUUAACACAACUAAGAUCAACUUGCAAACGAUGGUUCGCUUUAUUCAAAGAUCCUAGAUUCAUCAAGAAGAAUAAGGGUAAAGCAGCAAGGCAGUUUAUCUUAAAGAAAGAUGAUGGUGUUUAUUCAAUCAGAAUCGAUCUCCACAACAGCUUUGAUGAUCCAUCCGUUGAGUUUACAGGUAAACUCACCCCUCUAGAAGAUUCACAACAGGUCGUGAUAUCUACUAUCUAUCAGUGUGAUGGUUUAUUAUUGUGCACUAUACAGGACAAUAGAUGCCUAGUGAAUAGACUAGUGGUCUGGAACCCUUGUACUGGUCAAACAAGGUGGAUCCAACCGAGUAAUCGUAACAGUGUGCAAGAUAAGUAUUUUCUAGGAUAUGAGAACAACAACGAACCUUGCCAAUGCUACAAAAUCUUGAGGUCUAGCGCUGGAAAGUUGGAUGAGUUUGAAUUAUAUGACUUCAACUCUGAUUCAUGGAGGCUUCUUGAUGGCGUCACUCAUAUCUGGUUUAUAAGAAGUCGUGGUGUGUCUUUGAAGGGAAAUGUUUACUGGGUUGCUUCGGACAAGAAUAAACCUUGCACUAGGAAAUACAUACUAAGGUUUGAUUUCAAAAGAGAGAUUUUUGAACGUCUUUCUCUUCCGUUUCAGGUUAAUUAUUUCGAUGGAAUAAUUUUUGAUCUCUCAGUUGUUAGGGAAGAGAAGCUUUCUGUGUUUCUUCAGAGGUUUUCUAAUGAUUCAUUUGAGGUGAAGAUAUGGGUGACAGACACUGAUAUCGAUGAGGCAAAAGAUGCUAGUAUCCAAUAUUUUUUAGUUGUUGAUUUGAGUGAAAGUUGGAGUACAGGUAUGAUGGCAGUGGAGUGUAUAGAGAGUUUCUUGGUGGACGAGGAGAAUAACAAGGUCGUGUGUUGUGGUAGAGACGGGAGAGGUUCAUACAGGAUUAAAUUUUACUUUGUUGGAGGAGACCAGAAUUUACAUGCAUGUAAACAAGUUCAUGGAGAUCUCGCACAAGGACAAUAUGAUUAUUGGCAGCUUCGACUUCGAGGAUCAGAUGAUUACUAUAUUUAUCUACGACCAGAUGAUUAUAGAGAUCUUCUCGUCAGCUAUGUUCCAAGUUUGGUUCAAGUAGCAGGUGAAGUCAAAAGAGAUAAGUGA